Molecule: messenger RNA, 1482 nt
Organism: Fomitopsis serialis
Lineage: Eukaryota; Fungi; Basidiomycota; Agaricomycetes; Polyporales; Fomitopsidaceae
Product: carboxylic acid transporter protein
Exons: 8
Coding region: 1-1482 (493 amino acids)
Biological process (GO): plasma membrane lactate transport
Cellular component (GO): plasma membrane
Molecular function (GO): secondary active monocarboxylate transmembrane transporter activity
Source: RefSeq, a predicted model, not a curated record
AUGUCCUCUGCGGUCACUCGAUUGUUCAACCACUGCUUCGCUAACCUCAUCCCGCGUCGCGAGAAGAAAAUCGAUGAUUCCGGCCUGACGCUCUGGCAGGCCAUCCGUGGCCUGACAUUGAUCCAGUGGGCACACUUCUGGUGUGGAUGGCUGGCGUGGAUAUGCGACUCCUAUGAUUUCUUCAGCGUGUCGCUCAGCGUCACGGCGCUCGAAAAGCAGUUUAGCAAGGAUGCCAACUCUAUCACGACCGCUAUCACGCUCACGCUGCUAUUUCGCUCAUUAGGUGCUAUCAUCUUCGGUAUCGCUUCCGACCGCUUCGGCCGCAAAUGGCCGCUCGUAAUAAACCUGCUCAUCGCCGCUGCCUUUGAACUCGGCUCUGGCUUCGUCUCCACGUUUACACAGUUCCUCGUCGUGCGCUCAUUCUUCGGUGUCGCUAUGGGCGGCAUCUGGGGCCUCGCCGCGUCGACGGCACUGGAGAACCUGCCGGUGGAGGUGCGUGGACUCGCGAGCGGGUUCCUGCAAGAGGGAUAUGCCGUCGGGUACCUCCUCGCUGCAGUGGUCAACCUGACCCUCGUCCCGGAAACCCCAACCGGCUGGCGCGGGCUCUUCUGGCUCGGUGCGGGGCUUAGCAUCCUCGCAGCGGCCAUCCGUGCCGUGCUCCCGGAGAGUGGGGUCUUCCUGCGCGCGAAGGCGGUGGAGCGGGCAGCAGGCCGGAGCACGAAAAACAAGACGAAGGUAUUCCUGCGCGAGACGAAGGAGAUGUUGAAGAACCACUGGAUCCUGUGCUGUUAUGCAGUCGUGCUCAUGACCGGAUUCAACUUCCUCUCGCAUGGCUCGCAGGACUUGUACCCGACGUACCUGCAGACCACGAAGGGCUUCACCCCGCACGACUCGACGGUCGCGACCAUCAUCGGAAAUUGCGGUGCCAUUGCUGGUGGUACCAUCGCCGGAUGGCUGUCUCAGUACAUCGGUCGGCGACUCACAAUCAUCCUCUUCGUUCUUCUCAUUGGCGCGUUCAUCCCGCUGUGGAUCCUCCCGGCCUCGUUCGGCGCCCUAUCAGCAGGCGCCUUCUGGGUCCAGUUCGGUGUCCAGGGCGCCUGGGGAGUUGUGCGUGUCUCCGCUUCUCCGUGUAUAAAUGUCCCGCCCGCGUUCCGUGCGACCUUUCCCGGUGUUGCGUACCAAAUGGGCAACAUGGUCUCCUCCGCAUCCGCGCAGAUCGAGACCACCGGCGGGAACCACCUCAAAACGACGAUCUUCAAAGACGGCACCUUGCAGACCGUCCCGGACUACGCGACCGUGCAGGGGAUCCUGCUCGGCGUUGUCGCCGCGUUCGUCGUCCUCUGCACGAUCGUCGGGCCGGAGAACCACGGGUCGCACUUUGAGAAGUACAAGGCCGCGUUCGAGGAGGGCGCGGGGCGCGACGAGGAGAUGCCCGACCUCGACGAGCACGGGAACCCCAUCGGCUGUAUUUUUACGAUGUAG